AGGUUACUACACGUCUUUUCUUACGACGUGUAAUGUCUUUUUGAUUAAUGCACUUUCGGUCCCCUUUUUUCGUUACCCCUCCCCUUUUUUCUUUUUUUUUCUAGUCUGCGAAACAGUAAAACGAAGUGCGUAUCCCUUACGCGCACCAUCAGAAGUGCGGAACUGGCCGGCCAUUGUGGUGUCUCACCAUCAGAAGUGCGAACUACGAGGGUCGGGGCGUACAGCCUAAAGUUCUAAAAAGUCCCAUCGCGCGAUAGAUAGAUAGAUAGACGUUGCUAAACCUGCUCGACGCUGUGCUAGUCGCAUCUUCGGCAGAACAGAUUAUUUGCUUCUAUCCAAGUUUAUUUGGUCAUCACAUAUAAGUAUCCUCAGGGAAUCUACAUCAGAAUCAGACAAAAAGCGUUCGCGUGAUUUUACUAAAAUUUGUUGCAAUCAUUCACUUUUCGUGAUUGGUGCAGGUAAGUAUUUUGCUUGACGAGACAGAACGCGCCAGCAGCGUCCUCUCUAGAAGCAUCAAAGCGCACGCAAUGAUGUCCGUCCGCCCGUUGCUCUUCAGCAUUUUCUGCUUCGCAGGCCCGUGCCUUGCCGCGAAACCGGAUGCUGGCCACGUACCCGGUGUCUUUUCUCGAGACUGUGACCCUAAUAUAGCGGCCCAUUUUUGUGCGUAUCUGGAGGUUCCGGCUCCACUGCACGCCAUUUUUGACGUCCUGGCGACCGGACGAAAGGCACCGGACUCGCGCGGGCGAUCCGGUACAGAUGCACAUUACCGAGAGAUCGAUGCAGAGGUUAAGAAUCUGAAGGAACGCUCCUGGGAACGGUUUUACCAACUGCUGCGUCGCCCCGAGCUGCAGGCGCCCGCCCUUCGCGGUGCUAGUGAGCUCUUUCGCGAGGUGCUAGGAAGUUCUGAGGUCGCGCGCACCCUCCCGAAGAUGGGUUUCGCCAACCAGCUGUUAUCCUACGUCCAGCCCGAAGAAGCGGGAACCAACCCGGACAUCGCGCCCCUUGGAUCCAUCCCCACUUGGUUCACUAAGAAAGUUCAAAGAGCCCUAGAUGACGCUUUUCUGUAUUUUCUGCAUCUCUUGGACGACGCACUGCUGCGCGCGCCAGUGCCACGCUGGACAACCCGGUAUACAAACGACUUCAACAUAUGCAUUGCAAAUAUGCAGCCUGGGUCUGGAAACGUGUGAUGCAAAUCUGGGAAUGGUGGGCGCACCGCAAUACGUAGCCAGACACGACAAGUUUUUGAGCUGCUCCUGCUAUGUAAUUCGUUUUCCGAAUGGCAAGCCGCGUUUUCGCAUGACAGGCAACAGUCCCUUAUUUUCCUACCCAUGCAUCACAGAUUUAAGAGCCAUGUCAUGCCAUACCAUGCCAGACAACCAUGCCAAACUUGCAUUCUUCCAGACCCAGACAUAUUUGCAUUUGAUACUACAGUGACCCGCGCAGCGUUACACCGAUUCUUUAUCUCGACCUUCCAGGCCAAUAUGGUGGGUAUUGGAAUCAUGACUUCGCUAAGUUUCGCAUAUUCACAAGGGGGGUGCAGCUUUCGAGCGACGACUUGGAGAAGCUAGCAGGGAUUAGUGAUUCUGGCUGGAGCAGAUUAGUGGUUCUGCCCGAUGCGCCGAACCUCGCUGUGUGUGGAAGGAUCAGUAGUUGGGAUCACGACAACCUGUACUCUCUCGCGUUGGAAUAGGGGAGUGUCAGGAUUGAAAUCGUCAAAGUUGAAAUGAUUUGCCAUGCGUAAAAUGCGAUACAAAAUAAAGUGACUCUAUUGCAGAGGACGCACGGGAGGCAGAUUAUAGUCCUGGUAAGGGUCGUCAAAAGUUGGACUGCUGACUAGCAUGACAGAAGGCAGCUCUUUUGCCCUAAACCAAAACCGCAUGACAGACUCGCUCCCAGGACGGGGAAAAUUUGUCAUGCGCCGACUACAAACUGUAGGGCUAACUGGGAUCGAUUUUAUGCAUCACAAAUUAUUUCAACUCUGACGAUUUCGAUCCUGACACUUCCACAGGGAAGUACAGCAACUGACAUGGCAGGCGACCACCUGGGUUUGUUGACCUGUCUCGAUUAUCCAGUGCAAAUAUGUCUGGGUCUGGAAGAAUGCGAGAUUUGUCUUGCCUGGCUAGCAAGACUCUCAAGUCUGUCAUGCACGUUACCCAAAAGCCCCAUUUUCCUGUGAUGCAGAAACGCAGUUUGUCAUGCGGAAUAGGCAACACCGUAGAAGCUCAGAAACUUGUCAUGCUGAGCCAUCAACACUUCUGGUUCUGGCCUCCUCAUGCUACGCAACUCAGCAUCACAAGUUUCCAGACAUCCAGGGAUAUUUGCAAUGCAUAUCGAUGUGGUCCCGGUGGUCCAUCCUACUUUGGAAUGCUGUUUUAUGUCGUUCGGACAAGAAGUGAACCAACCGAAUCUGUUCGCAGUAGAGAUUGAUGGCAUUGGCAGCGCGUUGCAGAUGCGACAAAAAAUGAAUGUGCAGCUCGAUGAUCUUUAUUGUUUACUUAUAUGCAAAUCAGCGUUGUAGUGAAAGUAAAAAUUUGUCAAGUGUUUGGCGCAUUUUUAUUUGGACCCACUUAGUUAGCGUGCCUGGAAUACUUAUCAUGUCCACCAAAGAAAGACGGCGACGCAGACGUCGGUGUCGGGGGGUCGCUAGUUGGGAAAGCCUGUCAUGUGCGAAGAUUAUUUGUAGUUCUGUCUGUGCAAACGAGAUGUAAAAAGAAGCACUACACGACAAACAUCGCGCGGCAAAGGAGUAGAAGAAAUUUAGUUGUCACGAUGAAAACGUUUUAAAGUUCUUGGGAAGUGGCUUUACAAACUGCGUUCUCUAUGGUUUUGGCAUAUGUAAGUAGAGUAUUACGUGUAGGAUUACAUUUGUUUGGCUCAAGUUUCACAGGGGUCGAAGUCGAAUAAUUUGAACAUACUUGCUACAUGCAUUUUUACAAGCUGACGCAAAUUUUGUGUAUGUUCGAACUUUCCCCGUGUUUUGUUUAAUUAUACUUUAAUUAGUAGUUUAUUUCAAAAUGCUUUUAUUGUUGUAACUCUCUCAGCAUCGGUCCGUGCGUAGCAUUGCAAGCUCGCAAGCAUCUGUGCAUCUGAGCGCCAUUUUUUACAUUUGCCGAGCUCUCGAAGUAGAUGGAAGGCUUUGCAUUACAAACGAAAAUGUAAAAAACGUCCAUCCAACCCGUUCUCUGAUGAAACACUUUCGCGUGAAGUAUGACAUUACUACUGUCAGCGCCACACGCUAAAGCUUGCACUCGACCCAUGAAAACCGCCUCUACGACGUGUAAGAUUUGCUUUUUUAGACAUUAAUCAUAGUAUGGCGAAGAUCAGCAUGCUCGUAAAAAAAGACGCACGACCAUCGUCAAAAGGAAGUAAGGGUGCGAAGUGCAGUGAGAAACUGGAAAACUCCCAUAGUACGUCACGGAUUUUUUGGAAGAAAAAACUAGUUGUAUAA
This is a messenger RNA of Amoebophrya sp. A120, 3448 nucleotides long. Lineage: Eukaryota; Dinophyceae; Syndiniales; Amoebophryaceae. The record is from the annotation of a GenBank genome assembly.